CUUAGGGUUACGUCACACGUGACGCUGAGUCAUCCCCCACUCGAAUUUCGCACUUGGGCUCCCAAACUUCUAGCCUUUUGAGUGUCGCGUUGCUCUUCUUUCGUCGAACAACCACAUCCGACCGACAAAAUGUCUCCCGCCGGAAAGCAAAAGAAGAAGUGGUCCAAGGGCAAGGUCAAGGACAAGGCCCAGCACGCCGUCGUCCUCGAGAAGAACGUUGCUGAGAAGCUCCAGAAGGAUGUUCAGUCUUACCGUCUGAUCACCGUCUCGACCCUUGUCGACCGUCUCAAGAUCAACGGCAGCUUGGCCCGUGCCUGCCUUGCUGACCUUGAGAAGAACGGUCAGAUCAAGAAGGUUGUUGGUCACUCCAGCCUGCAGAUCUACACCCGCGCCGUCACCGCCGAGUAAACGUUUCCUUUUCGAAUUUUCUCGCGGUUCUUUUUUCCUUUGCUACGAACGAUAUCAUAAAAUCCUGGGAAUUUUGGCUGGGCGAAUAACGAUGGAUUGUACCGGAGUGAAUGGACAGUCGCGCUACUGAACGUGUUAAGUAGAAUGGA
Messenger RNA from Aspergillus wentii DTO 134E9, 557 nucleotides. RefSeq names its product 40S ribosomal protein eS25. The record is from RefSeq and is a predicted model, not a curated record. Lineage: Eukaryota; Fungi; Ascomycota; Eurotiomycetes; Eurotiales; Aspergillaceae. Gene Ontology annotation, molecular function: structural constituent of ribosome. Gene Ontology annotation, cellular component: cytosolic small ribosomal subunit. The transcript has 4 exons. Bases 130 to 408 code for a protein of 92 amino acids.